AAAACGGAGCGAAUAAGCAGAGAACCAAUAAACUCAAUGGACUUCCAAAACGACGCCGUUGAAAUACUCUCUUCUUCUUCCUCCGAGUCCGAACUCGGCGAUUCCGGCGAUGAUUUCGCCGUCAGUUCACCUGAAGAUCCACAAGACGAUCUCGAUUCUGAUUCUGACGAUGAUAGCAACAAUAACAACAGUCAAGAAGAUGGACACGUGGCGGCUCGACCCACCGUCCGUACAGCACCUCGGCGAAUCGACCGGAAAUCACAAAAUGUCGAUGCUCUUGUCAGAGGGAAUCUUGUCGUGAAAAGGCAGUCGCUACUUCCCCGGGUCCUUUCUGUGACAGACAGAGCAGCAGCUGGAAGGCAGCCCUUUCAACCACCAUCUUCUAAUGGCUACUCUGAAAAUAAUGAAAAACUGGCUCAACGGCUCUGGGCUCGUAAACGGUUUGUCCCAUGGGGUUCCUCGAGGCCAGUUUUAGUUUCCAUUACAAAUAGGGUAGAUAUUCCUGUUGCCGCUGAAAAGGUAGCUCCAGAAGAGGAUACGAGCCUGCCACCAGGGAUUGAACCUUUGGUACUGUGGCAGCCUGAAGAGUGUGAAGGCGGAGACAAUGAUUCAAAGAUAACGGUGGAUUCCUUGCUUGUUAAAUUUCUUCGACCUCAUCAAAGAGAAGGGGUCCAGUUUAUGUUCGAAUGUGUUUCAGGCUUAUACAGUGCAGCUAAUAUACAUGGAUGUAUUCUGGCUGAUGAUAUGGGUUUAGGGAAGACAUUGCAAUCUAUUACUCUGCUAUAUACUCUUCUUCGUCAAGGAUUUGAUAAGAAGCCAAUGGUUAAAAAGGCAGUAAUUGUUACUCCCACCAGUCUUGUUAGUAACUGGGAGGCUGAAAUCAUGAAGUGGGUUGGGGAAAGAGUCAGGCUUGUUGCUUUGUGUGAAAGCACCCGAGAUGAUGUAGUUUCUAGCAUUAAUAGUUUUACUAGCCCUCGCAGUAAUCUACAGGUACUAAUUGUUUCUUAUGAGACAUUUCGAAUGCAUUCAUCAAAAUUCGAUGGAAGUGGAUCCUGUGACCUUCUCAUAUGCGAUGAGGCUCAUAGGUUAAAAAAUGGCCAGACUUUAACAAAUCGAGCUUUGGCUGCUGUGCCGUGCAAGCGUCGGAUUCUAUUGUCCGGAACGCCAAUGCAAAAUGACCUGGAAGAGUUUUAUGCUAUGGUUAAUUUUACCAAUCCGGGAAUAUUGGGCGAUGCUUCAUACUUUCGACGGUAUUACCAGACACCUAUCAUAUGUGGAAGAGAACCCUCUGCUACUGAAGAUGAUAAGACGCUGGGUAUUGAACGAUCUGCAGAAUUGAGUGCAAAAGUCAAUCAGUUUAUAUUGAGGAGAACUAAUGCGCUUCUAUCGAACCACCUACCACCAAAGAUAGUCGAAGUGGUCUGCUGCAGGUUGACUCCUCUCCAAGUUGAAUUGUACAACCAUUUUAUCCAUUCCAAAAAUGUUAAACAAGUGCUUAAUGAAGAACCGAAACAAGCAAAAAUCUUAGCAUGCAUAACAGCACUCAAGAAGCUUUGCAAUCAUCCCAAGCUGAUAUAUGACACUAUUCGAAGUGGGAGCCCAGGGACAUCAGGGUUUGAGGAUUGCAUGCGCUUUUUCCCCCCAGAAUUGUUCUCUGGAAGAUCUGGAACAUGGAGUGCGGGUGAUGGGAUCUGGGUUGAACUGUCAGGUAAAAUGCAUGUGUUAGCCCGAUUACUAGCCCAGCUUCGUCAGGAAACGGAUGACCGGAUUGUCCUAGUAUCAAACUAUACACAAACCCUGGACCUUAUUGCUCAAUUAUGUCGGGAAAGAAGAUACCCAUUUCUAAGGCUUGAUGGAAGUACAUCGAUCAGUAAAAGACAAAAGUUGGUUAACAGUUUUAAUGAUAAAUCGAAGGAUGAGUUUGCAUUUUUGUUGAGCAGCAAGGCUGGUGGCUGUGGGCUCAAUUUGAUAGGUGGAAACCGACUGGUUUUGUUUGAUCCCGAUUGGAAUCCUGCCAAUGACAAACAAGCUGCAGCAAGAGUAUGGAGGGAUGGUCAAAAAAAGAGGGUGUACAUCUAUAGAUUUUUGAGCACAGGAACCAUUGAAGAAAAGGUUUACCAGCGUCAAAUGUCAAAAGAAGGGCUUCAAAAAGUUAUCCAAAAGGAACAAGCAGAGAUCAAGAACCAAGGAAACUUCCUCUCAACUGAAGAUCUACGAGACCUGUUCUCACUUCAUGAGAAUGUUAGUUCUGAAAUUCAUGAGAAGAUGAACUGUGUCCGUUGCCGAAGUUGUGGAGGUAUAGCGGAUGAUGGACCUGAAACUUAUGGAGAAGAGGAUGGAGGUAGUUCAGUAAAUGAAAAUUGUCAAUCUGAUCAGGAGGAUAUAGGGGGCUUUGCAGGGAUUACUGGGUGCUUGCACAAGUUAAAAAGCUCAGAGAGACAGAUAGGAACCCCUCUUGAAGAGGAUUUAGGUAGUUGGGGUCAUCACUUUAAUCCGACAUCUGUUCCGGAUGCAAUUUUACAAGCUUCAGCUGGAAAUGAGGUCACUUUCGUUUUUACGAAUCAAGUUAGUGGAAAGCUUGUGCCUGUUGAACCAGUAGUCCCAAGGACAGGCAGAGUGGAUGAAAAUAAAAACCAAUGCCAGUCCAAAGAAAAUCUGUUUCCAAAAUCUCUAUCAAUAUCACGUCAACCACACGCACGCCCGUGGAGAUCUUCCAAUGGUGGUACAACAAAGAACAAGUUAUCCACUUCCUUAAAACCUUCACAAGGAAAGUACAUCAAACCAGUCCCACAUUUAGAAGGUACAAAGCAUGUAAAUUUGAAACCUAAACUCUCUUUGAGGACGCAAUUACCUCAAAAAAGGCAUUCCCCAGAUUAUAUAGAUGAUGAUGAUGAUUUUCAGUAAAACUUUUUAGUUGGUACACAGCAUUAUCUUACCAUUUUCUUCUCUGUAACAAGCCUGAUCAAUUUUGAUCAUAUACGUGAUUCCAUUAGUUGAGUUUAGCGCAUUGUUUUUAAACUCAGUCGAAUUAUGCAAGUAAUUAAUAAGUUUAUAAGCAGUUGUUGAUU
Molecule: messenger RNA, 3068 nt
Organism: Daucus carota subsp. sativus
Lineage: Eukaryota; Viridiplantae; Streptophyta; Magnoliopsida; Apiales; Apiaceae
Product: protein CHROMATIN REMODELING 25-like
Exons: 21
Coding region: 37-2904 (955 amino acids)
Biological process (GO): double-strand break repair via synthesis-dependent strand annealing; reciprocal meiotic recombination
Cellular component (GO): nucleus
Molecular function (GO): ATP-dependent chromatin remodeler activity; ATP binding; DNA translocase activity
Source: RefSeq, a predicted model, not a curated record